Cannabis sativa is the source of this 1412-nucleotide messenger RNA. Its product is annotated as probable aspartic proteinase GIP2. Gene Ontology annotation, molecular function: aspartic-type endopeptidase activity. The transcript has a single exon. The coding region runs from base 38 to 1234 and encodes 398 amino acids. The record is from RefSeq and is a predicted model, not a curated record. Gene Ontology annotation, biological process: proteolysis. NCBI's taxonomy places the organism in Eukaryota, Viridiplantae, Streptophyta, Magnoliopsida, Rosales, Cannabaceae.
AUAUCCUCAUUCAUUCAUAUCUCUUCUCUCCUUCAUCAUGACCUUAUCUAAAGGUUCAAAACCCAACUUCUUAUUCUUCUCCACCGUUCUCUUCUUCGUCUCUAAUAUUCUAAACUCAUCAAAUGCACAAAACAACAUUAAUGGCGAUGCAUUCCACAUUGCCAUCUCAGUAGAUCCAAAAACCCACCAAUACCACGGUUCCUUCCAAUCAGGAACUCCUUCACACAAUGUGAACCCCCUAAUCGAUCUCGGAGGCAACUUCUUAUCGUUGCCCUGCAACACCUCCUCAUCCACGCUCCGCUCUGUCCCAUGCAAAUCCACAAAGUGUCAAAACUUAAAGGGUGUCUGUGACCCCAAAGGGGCUUGUACUUUGUCGUCCGGUACUCUAAGCGACGACAUUGUUACCAUUCACAAAACAGAUGGCACCAUGGUUUACGCCGAUACAAACUCUACCCGCUUGGAUAUUUCUUGCCUAAACUCAAACUCUAGAAAUAAUAAUGGAAUACUUGGCCUUGGAAGAACGUCAAACACGUUGACUAAUCGGCUUUCCUCAACAUUCAAUAUCAUCCCCAAAUUCACUCUAUGCUUACCUUCUUCCAAUGACAAUGGAUUCGGAGACCUCUUCAUCGGACCCGGGCCCUACAUGUUCGCUGGUGGUGUUGAUGGAUCCAGUUUGCUCCAAUUUACAGGACUCGUUCUGUCGCCCACGUCCAACGAGUACUUUGUUGAUGUGAAAUCAGUUAAGAUAGACAAAAGGGUCGUUCAUUUCGAUUCACAGACGGUAAUAAUUGGCUCGACUAAGCUCUCUACCACAGUUCCUUACGGCAUUCUUCACAGCUCAGUCUACAAGGCUGUGGUUGGCGCUUUCCUAAAGAGCACCGCGGCGAGAAAUAUCACUAGAGCGGCGGCCGUGAAGCCGUUUGGCGCGUGUUUUAGCGCCAAGGGUGUUCAUUGGACUAAGUUGGGACCAAGGGUGCCGUUGAUCGCUCUGGAAUUAUCGGGGAGAAUGGGAAAGCUGAGUUGGAAUAUCAAUGGUGCCAAUUCGAUGGUGAGAGUUGACAAGAAUACGUUGUGUUUGGGGUUUGUAGAUGGUGGAGUAAAGGCAACAACUUCAAUAGUCUUAGGGGGGCAUCAGUUGAAGGACAACUUUUUGGAGUUUGAUCUCUCAAGAUCGGUUCUUGGGUUCAGUUCUUCACUUCAGCCUGGAACUUGUUCAAACUUAAGAAAUUUUUAAGUUUUAAUUAGCAUUAUAAUUCUAUGGUUGAUAUAGGUAAUCAAUCUUGAUGUAUAAUCGUGUGAGAUGUAAAAGUUGAGUUAAAAUUGCACUAGUUUUGUGACAUUUUUUUUUUUUUUUUUUUGGAAAUCAACAGUAUUUUCCAUUACUCCAAUAAACUUUUUUAUAUUACUUCUUA